This is a messenger RNA of Corticium candelabrum, 1557 nucleotides long. RefSeq lists its product as uncharacterized. Lineage: Eukaryota; Metazoa; Porifera; Homoscleromorpha; Homosclerophorida; Plakinidae. The transcript has 5 exons. The record is from RefSeq and is a predicted model, not a curated record. The coding region runs from base 652 to 1338 and encodes 228 amino acids.
CGACAGCCGCCUCUAUAGCUCUGCACCACUCUGUGUUAUCUAUGAUCCAUUGUAUACCGACUCACGGAGGAAUCGAAGCUCGAACGCCAUGCAGGACUGCGAUUUAACGACGUCGACGGUCCUAGUACAUUUCAAAGAGAUGGUUACUUGUGUCAAUCGUUCUUCCAUCUGUGAUGGCAAAGGUCACCUGUUGCAUGCGGUUUGCUAUUUGCACGGUACCAGCGGCUCCGGACGUGGUCGAGUUCCUACACUAUCUCGACCUGUUGCUCUUGUUUCCUAAAACGUGUCAUACCACCCAUCACAUUCCAAUGAUUGCCGCUCCUAUGGAGAGGAACUUCGUGUAAUCACUAUAUGCGUAAACAUGCAGACGGUCGUAAAUAGGGGCAAAACGAGGUAAACCACAUCAAACCCUUUCUAGAUUUUGUGCAUGUUUAUCACAUUGUACAUGUUGUCUUCUCGGUAUUGCUCUGUAACACUCCUAUAUCAAGAGAGGCAAACGCCUACAUGUCGGUGUUAGUAAAGUGUGGCGUGUAUAACAACAGACUCAAGAGAAGGGACAGUUUGCGAUUUCACAAUGGGAGAUGGUUUCAGGCGAUGAUGCACGCCCUAUCACUUGUUGGAUAGGCGUUGACGUCAUUUUCACCCAAACAGAUGUAUUUUGGGCACAGUGUGGUUUUUCAUAUAUCUUGCUGGAGAGCCGACUUAGUAGUCAUAAGUUUGUUGCUCAUCUUUCGGUCGACGGUCAUGUUCAUUGUGGCUAUUGCUGGUAUCUUGCAGUUGAGUUUAGUGCUUAUGCGAAGAAGCGCUGCAGCUAGCUCAGGUGGUGGAAGUUAUGUGCAGUGUUAUCGAGUUGAAAAGAAAGUGGAUUGGGCGCCUUUUGGAGCCUUUGGAAAUGUUAGUCUUAAAAAGGGAAAACCGCUAGCCAACAUGCGGAGAGCUCUUUCAAACGAAUACCAAGUUCUCAAUUCUACAGAUCUAUUUGGAAGUAGCGGCUACCACACAAAUACCGUCUGUGAAUACCACUUUAAAAUAGAAACAAGAGUCAAAGUCAAGUUUUACAGCAUCGACUUCGAUGAACGUUCGGGUGAUCCUUCAAACGGUCUCUCUUCCUUCAAAGAUUGCGAACGCGCUCCACAGAGUCACGACCGAGAUUACCUAGAACUGAAUGUCAUCGAUCAGAAGGGAAAGUCGCGUGUAUUCUGCGGUCGAGGCAGAAGGGCGACUCGACGAAUAUUACCCAAGGAUUUGCGAGCAGGAGAGUCAGAAUUGGUCAUCACGUUUUGGUCAGACUCUGUUGAUGUUGGAAAGGGAUUUUCUGGUAUACUACGACGACUUUAGAACUUAACUUCUUGACAGUAGAGAUACAGUUAUUGAUAAUUUUUAUACGUUUAUAGAUGCAAUUUAAAGAUUGCGUAUUGUUUUGGAUGUUGUAUAUUCGUAUACUUGCAGUAUGUGUUUGUGAACCCUAGUAAAAUUUGUAAACUUUAAUUGUAUUACAUACAAAAAUUUAUUACCAGACACAUUAGUGAUGUACGCAAAUUAUGUUGAACUUCGUUG